Messenger RNA from Exophiala oligosperma, 1390 nucleotides. RefSeq names its product iron sulfur cluster assembly protein 2, mitochondrial. The transcript is spliced from 3 exons. Gene Ontology annotation, molecular function: ferrous iron binding; 2 iron, 2 sulfur cluster binding. Gene Ontology annotation, cellular component: cytoplasm; mitochondrial matrix. Bases 158 to 769 code for a protein of 203 amino acids. NCBI's taxonomy places the organism in Eukaryota, Fungi, Ascomycota, Eurotiomycetes, Chaetothyriales, Herpotrichiellaceae. Gene Ontology annotation, biological process: iron-sulfur cluster assembly; intracellular iron ion homeostasis. The record is from RefSeq and is a predicted model, not a curated record.
UCCAAACUCAUUAAUUAGUAAAUGCACUGCUUCUAAUCAUUCCUUUUCUUCUACAAACAACUCUCGUACUCUUUCUCUACACAAACCACGUUCUAUCACCAAACCCAUCAACGUACCCUUGACAACGACUCUGAUCCCUCGCAACCUACCAGACACCAUGUCUCGAAGAGCUUUACUCAACGUCCCUCGCGCAAUCAGCGCCUCGGUCCAAUCCUCCGUCCGCCCAACUUUGGCUUCCCGCGCACCUCUCCUCAGACCGGCCGCCACGCAACCCACACAGAGAAGAUCAUACCAUGAAAAGGUGUUGGACCACUACUCGAAUCCACGAAAUGUCGGAUCGAUGGACAAGAACGCCGGCGAUGUUGGUACCGGUCUCGUCGGAGCCCCGGCUUGCGGUGAUGUGAUGAAACUUCAGAUCAAGGUCGACCCUGACACCCAGAAAAUCUCCGACGUCAAGUUCAAGACCUUCGGCUGCGGUUCGGCCAUUGCGUCCUCGUCGUAUCUGACCGAGCUCGUUCGGGGCAUGACACUGGAACAAGCAGGCAAGAUCAGAAACACCGAGAUCGCAAAGGAAUUAUGUCUGCCGCCGGUCAAGCUGCAUUGUUCCAUGUUGGCAGAGGAUGCCAUCAAGUCGGCCAUCAGCAACUACUAUACCAAGAACCCAAAUGCACGAGCGACCGACCUCGGUAGUGCCUCGGCAAGCAUGCCCAAGAUUGAGAUUGAAAGGGUCACCGCGACCACAGAUACCGGGGCCAGCGCUACUGCAUAGAUUGUCAAAACGUAACCUGCGGCCAAGGAAUAAAAGACCAAAACAAAAAUUGAACCUCUCACCAAUACCCUUGGUCAUUUUGGUUGGAAAGGCGUUUUACUACGUUUAGGGGUGGUGUUGUACGAUUUUUUUGUUCCUUCAGUCACUUAUUUCAAAGUCGAAUCAUUCCACUCUUUUUUUGCUUGGGGUCUCGUCUACCACCGACAGACUUUUUCUCAUGCAAAAACCAAAAAUGACACAUCGUGGCGAUUAGUGGAGGGAGAAAGGAAGGGGGAUUGGUGAUGCGCCGUGAGAAAAUGAGAAGGAGGGAUUUCGGUGAUCCACAUCUUCAUGAAUUCUCGGUUUCCUGCUGGAAGGGAAGAGACAGUAAGAAAGCACCUUCGUGGUUCGACCAUGACCACGGCGCUGUCAUCUCCCUCCACCGGGGGGUCACUGGGAUUCGCGUCGAGUCCGUUUUGUUUUAAGAGCGGACAGUGUGGUCUCAAUUCCUCAGUGAGCUAUAGUUUUGACUACCAUGUGUAUGUAUCUAGUACCUACCUACGUACGGAGUACGAGUUUCAAUCAUUACAUACUUUUGUUGCUCCGUGUGUAUAUAUAUGCAUUCAUGGUGCAAUCGUCAAC